AUGGAUGAAGGGUCGACAGUGUCGCUUAUUGAUGAAAAUGUAGCAAAAGAAGUCGGCGCUCAAGGCAACAGAGAGGAACUGGUCAUCGAGACAGUAGGAGCCAGGCAAAUCAAGAAGAAGGAUUUUCAGACGCUGGACCUUGUAGUUGUAGUGAAGGGGGUUCAUCAAGGAAGCAAGAAGAACUUGAAGAGAGUCCGAGAUAUCAACGAGCUGAAGCUUUCACCACAGUUCCUAGAGAAGAAAAGGAUAGAAUAA
Molecule: messenger RNA, 255 nt
Organism: Parnassius apollo (apollo)
Lineage: Eukaryota; Metazoa; Arthropoda; Insecta; Lepidoptera; Papilionidae
Source: the annotation of a GenBank genome assembly